Molecule: messenger RNA, 306 nt
Organism: Gongylonema pulchrum
Lineage: Eukaryota; Metazoa; Nematoda; Chromadorea; Rhabditida; Gongylonematidae
Source: the annotation of a GenBank genome assembly
AUGGGACAUUGGCAGUCAACAAUUCCACGAGUGGAUGAGGAGAAUAUCAGGAAGGAAGUAAAAAGGUUUCCGGUAGUGAUGUAUACGAAAGCCAGGUGCCCGUAUUGUAUUAAGGCGAAACAACUGCUAGAUAAAGAAAAUAUCGAAUACAAAGAACAUGAUCUGGAUCUUCAUGAACGAUUUCAUCCAAACGAUCAUCAGUCAUACGUCAAUGGACUAAUUUGUGUUACAAAACAAACUUUGGUGCCGCAAAUAUUUAUUUGUGGCAACUUUAUUGGGCUUUUUUCGGUAUUUUGCAGCGUUUAA